UUUUCCAAUUCCCACUUUAUUCAAAAUGUCCAAUAAACUAAUUUCUGUUGAUGUCACUUAUGUUGAUCCCAAUAAUAAUAUCACCUUCCAAUAUCUCGAUGCCAAUCUAAGAUUCGGACGUUCCUCUGUGCAUGUUAUUCAAGAGUUUUUUGGGAAAAACUUAACCAGGAACAUCAUUCCAUAUCGAAAUAUCAAAAGCAAAACUCUGAAACGUGGACGGUGGUCCAAAAAGGUUGAGAUUCAACUUGUCGCAAAGAAUUUGAAAGAUAGUGUAAAGGUAAAGAUGGAAUUCAAAGUGAAUCAGGAUCUCAAAACAUAUGCGACCAUUGAUUGGGUGGUGGACAAUUUCAACGACUUGAUUAGAGAAUAUCAAGAAAAAACGCAGCCAAAGAAUCUAUCACGUCUCCAGAUGCUCCAAAAUCGAUGUCUCGCAAUUUUUGGCAAAACAUCAAAAGAACGCUCUGCAUCGCUACCAGACUUACCAUCCGAACUACUUCAAAAAAUUACAAAACAACUAGAUACCAGAAACAGAAUGACCAUUCGCAAAGUAUGUCGAAUCUUAAGAGAUGCCAUUGACUACCAGGGAUCCGGCGUGAAAAGUGUUAAAGUUGGAAAAGAUUGUAUGAUUAUUGAUGGCAAAUAUGUAAAAUACCGUGAAAGUGCUCGGGAGUCUUGCAUGGUAAUCUACGAAGAACAUGAAAAGGCCAUGGUGUACGGAACAAUUCAGCAAUUGAUGUUCAACGACUUGGCGAUACUGUUAAAAAGCCCAAACGUUCAAUUGUCUCUGCUAGAUCUGGCUCCACCCCUUCCCACAGUCUGCCACAAAACAAAUGUGAACUUUGUUGAAGACGUUUUCAAAUCGGUCAAAGAUUUGCAUCUGGAGAAAAUUAACUUCAAGGGUAUCAAUUAUGAGGAAAUUGACACUAUUUUACGACACCUCAAAACAGGAGUUCUAAAGGAAAUAUCGUUUGAUUACAAAAUCACUAAUUCAACCAUAAUUCCUCCAAUUGGAGAUAUGGUAUAUUUGGAGCAGUGGAAAAAUGCUGAGAAUCUUUGUAUUCACUCACACAUAAGUCUCGGAUCACUUCUCGACCAUAUUUCUCAUUUCCAUACGAUUGAUAUUUUAUGCCACACAUUCAGCAGGCUUCAAAUUCUUCAAUUGCAAAAAAUUAUUGACACAUCGAAAACAAUGAGAAAAUGUGUAUUCCGAGGACCCAUAAACCUUUUCGGUUUAGCAAAAGUUUUUGAUCCCAAGUACAAGAAUAAAACCCAUGGUAAAAUGUCUUACGUUUCGAAAAUUGGUAAACGUUUUCUAAUUGAAUUUACGCCACAAAUUUUUAGAAUGAUGGAAGUUGUUUAAAUAUCGCUUAUUUGGACAUACUUUUUUAUUGUUCCAAUGUCUUUUAGAUGUUUUCGCUUGUUAACUUUUUUUGGUCCCAAAUUAUUUUUAUUAAACCUUGUCAAACAAAUAUCUCAUCAUCCGACUAAACUACUUUUUUCCAAA
Caenorhabditis elegans is the source of this 1504-nucleotide messenger RNA. RefSeq names its product F-box domain-containing protein (gene fbxa-104). Lineage: Eukaryota; Metazoa; Nematoda; Chromadorea; Rhabditida; Rhabditidae. The transcript is spliced from 6 exons. The coding region runs from base 26 to 1360 and encodes 444 amino acids. The record is from RefSeq and is marked reviewed.